Plasmodium coatneyi is the source of this 1770-nucleotide messenger RNA. RefSeq names its product Circumsporozoite protein. NCBI's taxonomy places the organism in Eukaryota, Apicomplexa, Aconoidasida, Haemosporida, Plasmodiidae. The transcript has a single exon. Bases 1 to 1770 code for a protein of 589 amino acids. The record is from RefSeq and is a predicted model, not a curated record.
AUGAGCAUUAGCGAACAUACAGGAAAUGAGGUCAGCAUAGCAGAACGAGAAAAGAAGGAAGAAGGCAGCGGGGGAGUUGAAAAUGACAAAAAUGUGUCCCCCACGGAUGGUGAGAGUAUGCCUCAUCGAAUGGAGAAAAUGAAAGGUGUGGCAAAUGAUGAGGAUUCUGUAGAGGUGGGAAGUAGUGUUUUGUGUGUCGGCUGCAGUGGUGAGGCAUCCCACAUGGAAGAGGGAAGUGCCAACUGCCUAAACGAGGAGAAUCCCCGAACAGAGAAGGCGGACAGUGAUAAAAAGGCGCAACGUGAAAGCAUCCUCAAUGAGGUAAAAAAUGUUAAAAAUGAAAUAAAUGUGGAGACAAAACUUAGCGCCCAAAUUAGUAACAACGACACGUAUGUAGAGAACGCCCCGAAUGGUAAGGCAUGUGGAGAAGGGCAUAGCAACACUCACGUGGAUCAUGAUCAUAAUCAUGGUGGUGAUGAACCUGCAAUUGUUCAACCGAGCAGCAAUGGUGAGGUCAUUCCAAAUGGAAGUGGCGCGUUAAAUGUGGAGGCUGAUACACCACUCGAUGAAGAAAACUUCUUAACGGAUGACAGACCUGAGGAGAAUGCAGACAGUACGAGCAGCUUCAUGUUAGAAGAAGACAUAAAUUUAUCCCGGAGAGCGUAUAGAAAUUUUCACAUAUGUUCCAUAUUUAUUCAUGGGACUUUGUUAUUAAUGGUAGUAUUACUGAUGGGUAUUUUAUGCCACGAUUUUAUCAAGCUAUCUCCUAUUUCGCAGAAGGAGAAAACAAUGACUUACUUUUGUGGGUUGCUCCUGAGCAUGCUAGGGUUACAUCUUUGCCUAAAUUUAUAUAUGUCUUUAAUGUUACUGAGACAGGCGGAAGUUUCAAAAAUGUUAAAAUCGGUGGAGGCCAAAAUUCAUGUUAUUGUUUUGGUAUACUUUUCCAUGUGUGCAUAUAUCUACUUUUUUGAAGAGAAGAAUUACCCCAUAAGUUCUACCUUUUCCUUCACCAUCAUUUUAGCUAUCAUAUAUUAUUUUAUGCCGAUAUUUUUAUAUAUAAUUUUGAGGCUUCUUUUCAUAGUGGUCAUUUUGGUUUUAGUUUUUGUGAAGAGGAAGAGUCCCACGCCGAAGAAGAUUUUGAAAAAAUUGAAAAUUAUGAAAUAUGUAGAAUAUAGGAAGUAUUGUGAGGAGGAGGCUUGCUUUGGUAGCGCCUAUUUUACCAACUGGAGGGAGCUAAAUGGGGAGGUGACAGAUACAAGGGAGGCCACGACGACCACUGCGGUGGAUGCAGGCACUGUGACUGCUACACCUGGUGGAAAUAACAAAGGGGAUGACGUUGCGUCUGGUGAGGUCAGGUCCAACAGAAAUACGGACGGGAAUACAAUCUCAACGACAAUGUCCUGCGUGCGGGGUAGCAGUGCCAAUGGAAGUGGAGGCGAUCCCCCAAGCAGUAACCCGAAUGACCGGCCAACCCGCAGCGGCAACAGCAACACGAGGAGUAACCUGGAGAGGCACCUUUUCUAUGAUCGUAGUGGGGGGGGUACUGGUAGAGGAGGAGGGUCCUCCAAUCGGGGGGGUACUCAAGCUAAAGACAGGGGAAGCAACGACCAAACCAUCGGUAACCAAAAUGGUAGGGAUAACGCCAAUGAAGAUCCCCCCCGAAUUACGAUAACCACCGUGAGGUUCCAAAUACCAGCGACGAAGCUAAUGGUGGGCCAAAUAAAGACGGCAAAUCAGCAGGCGUAUUUGAAUACUUCCAGAAAGUUUUGA